Molecule: messenger RNA, 1641 nt
Organism: Dictyostelium purpureum
Lineage: Eukaryota; Evosea; Eumycetozoa; Dictyosteliales; Dictyosteliaceae
Exons: 2
Coding region: 1-1641 (546 amino acids)
Source: RefSeq, a predicted model, not a curated record
AUGAAAUUAUUUACUUUUCACGAUACACCAAUACAAUAUAAUUAUUUAAUAGAUAAUUUUUGUAAUAAUACUUUUAACACUAAUAAUAAUAAUUAUAAUAAUCAUUACAAUUACAGUAAUAAUAAUAAUAAAAAAUUAAAAAAUUAUCAAUAUUCAAAAUAUUUAAAAUCAAUUUAUAUUCAUUUUCAUAAAGAUGUUCAAAUUGGAAAAUUAUUUAAAGAAAUUAAAGAAUGCCCAAAUAUAGAUACACUAGAGAUCAGCUCGUAUUCAUUCGAUUAUAAAGAGGAUAUUUUUAAAGACUGUAUCGAUUCACUCCCAUCAUCUAUAAAAACAUUAAAGCUUUUCAAGUAUUUUGGAACACCAAUCAAUCCAACAUACAUAAAGCAUUUUAAAAUCAUUUUUUUAUCAACUUUAAUAACACCAAAUACAUUUGGAGCAGGUUUAACAUCUUUGUAUAUAUAUUUGUCACAAUAUGAAAUAAACUUUGAAUACCUACCUCAAACGCUUUUGACCCUUAGCAUUGAUUGUUUGGGUAAAUCAAAAAUUCGGCCAAAUAGUUUACCAAAUUCAAUUACGUCGCUUUGUUUAAAAACUGAUUUUAAUCAAGUUUUGGACGACAUCUUACCAACUUCAUUAAAGGAACUUUACCUAGGUGCUGAUUUUAAUAAAGAUAUAACACCAUCUUCAUUACCCAAGAAUUUACAUAAAUUUUAUUAUUUUGGUAAAAGGUUUUCAUUCAAAUUUUUCGAUCAAAAUCAAACUAUUUCCGAAUUGCUAGGUUCCAUUCAAGUUCCCGUUGGUCUAAUGGAUUUCUCAAAAUUACUCUCUUUAAAGGGUUUCUCACUUAAGGAUUUUAACGAAACUAUAUACGAUAUUGAAGAUGUUUUUCCAAAAUCAAUUAAAAGACUAGAUUUAUUAAAUGAUAAGAGUUAUUUGGCUGAUGAUUUGGUUUUUUCAGGUUGUUUAAAGAAAGCAAAGGUGCCAAUAGUGUCAAUUAAAAAUUUACCAAUUCAAAGUAUCAAAAGUUUAACAGUACUAUGCAAUUUCGAUUACAGUCCCCACUCACUGGAUAGAAGUGCACCUAUAGAUGACAGAGUAAAGUUAUUUGUAACCGAUCAGUUAUCACAAAUCUUAUCGUUUACAGCAUUAAAAUCACUAUCACUAGUGGCUAUAUCGAAUCCAACAGAUUUUGAUUUAAAAGAUUUCAUACCACCAACUGUUAAACACCUCGAGUUUCAAUUUUUAAACGAUAGAUCUAAAGAGAAUAAAAGUUUAACAUAUAUUAUACCAAGUCACAUCCAGUCAUUCAAAGUUAAUCUUUCAGCCAAUGGUAUCCAUCCACUAUUCUACCCAGAUUCUCUUACUUGCCUAGAGUUGGAAUUAUAUGCAAACAUAACUAUAAGAUCGUCAAUGCUACCAAAAUUCAUUAAAACUCUAGUCAUAAAAUCAAGCUUUACAACAUUAUUCGAAUUACCUUUACCACCUACAUUAGAGUUAUUAAUACUCCACAAUAAUCAAAAUUUACUCAAAUAUCCCGAUUUAUUCAAUCAGUUAUUUGAUCUUGGUAUUUUAAAAUUGGUAGAUUUGAACAAAAACAAAUCAGCAUUGAGAUAUAUCAAAAAAUUACGUUUUAAAAAUUAA